GCACUUCUAUCUAUCUUGCAUCUGGAAAGAUAUACAACUCUGAGAAGUAUAUGGCUCCUCUCCUGGAAAUGUUUCCAUUAUUACAAACCAAAGAGAAUUACUCUUCCAGAAUGGCAGCUAUAGACUACACUGUUUGCCUUGACAGUGAAGUUUUUGUACCAACUCAAGGUGGGAACUUUCUGCAAUUACUGCUUGGCCAUCGAAGAUACUUGUAUGGUGGACAUUCGACGACAAUCAGGCCAGACAAGCGGAAGUUGGCAUUGUUAUUUGACAAUCCAAAUAUUGGGUGCCAAAACUUCAAGAGGCAGAUGGUAAAUAUGCGUGUAUAUACUGUCUCGAAAGGCUUGCAGUUGAAGAGACCGAAGGAUUCAAUAUACUCGUUCCCCUGCCCGGUUUGCAUGUGCAAAGCAGACAAGAGCGGAGAUGCAAGAGGGCCACCGGUAUUCUUUGACUGGUUAAAGCAAGGGAUGUGAUGAUUACCCCUAAUUUUAAUGGAGGAUUUAGCUGAUCUACACAGACAAACACUAGAAGUUGAAUACAUCUACUUGUACAAUCAACACUUGUAUCUAAUUGAGGUCCAUUGGCUUCAUCCAACUCCUAAUGUUAGUUCUUGUUUAAAAUGUAUUGCUAAUA
Salvia splendens (bonfire salvia) is the source of this 633-nucleotide messenger RNA. Its product is annotated as protein ESMERALDA 1. The record is from RefSeq and is a predicted model, not a curated record. The coding region runs from base 51 to 473 and encodes 140 amino acids. NCBI's taxonomy places the organism in Eukaryota, Viridiplantae, Streptophyta, Magnoliopsida, Lamiales, Lamiaceae. The transcript has 4 exons.